Molecule: messenger RNA, 3696 nt
Organism: Trichomycterus rosablanca
Lineage: Eukaryota; Metazoa; Chordata; Actinopteri; Siluriformes; Trichomycteridae
Gene: ankrd28a
Product: serine/threonine-protein phosphatase 6 regulatory ankyrin repeat subunit A
Exons: 28
Coding region: 1-3339 (1112 amino acids)
Biological process (GO): protein localization to ciliary inversin compartment; cellular response to tumor necrosis factor
Cellular component (GO): ciliary inversin compartment; cytosol
Molecular function (GO): NF-kappaB binding
Source: RefSeq, a predicted model, not a curated record
AUGAAGUCAGAGCGAACGAGCCGCGUGUGCAUCGUAGUGCUGGAGGAGGUGGUGGACGACGAGCCCUCCCCUCUGCAUUCCAAAAUCACACAGGACCACGUUACCCAGCAUCCAACCCCCCAGUCUGACGCUCAGGAAGAAAAGCCGUCAUUGUUAAAAGCAAUCUUUAAUGUGGAUCCGGAGGAAGUCCGCUCUCUCAUAUUCCAGAAAGAAGAUGUCAACGUUCAGGACAAUGAGAAAAGGACUCCUCUACAUGCUGCAGCAUACUUGGGAGAUGCAGAAAUAAUUGAGCUUCUCAUUUUAUCAGGAGCGAGAGUAAAUGCCAAAGAUAAUAAGUGGCUUACCCCUCUUCACCGUGCUGUUGCUUCCUGCAGUGAGGAGGCGGUUCAGGUGCUGUUGAAACACUCAGCUGACGUGAAUGCACGGGAUAAGAACUGGCAGACACCGCUGCACGUGGCUGCGUCGAACAAAGCAGUGCGCUGUGCUGAGGCUCUCGUCCCUUUACUCAGCAAUGUGAAUGUGUCAGACCGUGCAGGACGUACUGCGCUGCACCAUGCUGCCUUCAGCGGCCACCUUGAGAUGGUGAGGCUCCUGCUGUCCAGAGGAGCUAACAUUAAUGCGUUUGAUAAGAAGGACCGGAGAGCUAUUCAUUGGGCGGCGUAUAUGGGUCAUAUGGAGGUGGUGAGGUUGUUGGUAGCUCAUGGUGCUGAGGUGCUGUGCAAGGAUAAGAAGGGGUACACACCGCUCCACGCUGCAGCCUCCAGCGGGAUGAUCAGUGUGGUGAAGUACCUGCUGGAUUUGGGUGUGGAUAUCAAUGAGCCUAAUGCAUACGGAAACACUCCACUGCACGUGGCAUGUUACAACGGUCAGGAUGUGGUGGUGAACGAGCUAAUAGAAUCAGGUGCUAACGUCAACCAGGUGAACGAAAAGGGCUUUGCAGCGCUGCACUUUACUGCUGCGUCCCGCCAGGGGGCGCUGUGCUUGGAACUGCUUGUGGGCAAUGGAGCAGAUGUCAACAUAAAGAGUAAAGAUGGAAAGACACCGCUUCACAUGGCUGCCAUUCACGGCAGGUUCUCCAGAUCCCAGGCUGUUAUUAAGAGCGGUGCUGAUAUAGACUCGGUAGAUAAGAAUGGAAAUACACCUCUGCACAUAGCUGCCCGAUACGGCCAUGAACUCCUUAUUAACACCCUAAUCAGCAACGGUGCCAACAGAGUCAAACGAGGUAUCCAUGGCAUGUUUCCCCUUCACCUUGCUGCACUAAGUGGCUUUUCUGACUGCUGCAGGAAACUUCUGUCACCUGAUUUUGACAUUGAUGCUCCUGAUGACUUUGGCAGGACAUGUUUACAUGCAGCCGCAGCAGGAGGCGCUUAUUACAAUUCUUUUAAAAUUCAUAUUUUUCCCUUCCUUUCUCUCCUCUACAGAAAUCUCGACUGUUUAAAUCUGCUGCUCAACAUGGGGGCAGACUUCAACCGGAAGGACAAAUUCGGAAGGUCACCACUACAUUAUGCAGCUGCUAACUGUAAUUAUCAGUGCCUGUUUGCACUGGUGGGCUCAGGGGCCAGUGUAAAUGAAACGGACAUGAGAGGCUGCACCCCUCUGCACUACACUGCUGCUUCAGACACCGACGCAAAGUGCUUGGAGUAUUUGUUGCGCAAUGAUGCUAAUCCAGGGAUCCGGGAUAAACAGGGCUUUAACGCAGUGCAUUAUGCCUCAGCUUACGGUCACCGCCUUUGCCUAGAACUGAUUGCCAGUGAAACACCGCUGGAUGUGCUAAUGGAGACAUCUGGGACUGAGAUCCUUAAUGACACAGAUGUACAGGCUCCCCUUAGCCCUUUACACUUAGCAGCUUACCAUGGUCACCACCAGGCUUUGGAGGUGCUGGUUCAGUCUCUGUUAGACCUGGAUGUAAGGACCCUGCAAGGACACACUCCUUUGUACCUGGCUGCAUUUAAGGGCCAUGUGGAAUGUGUGGAUGUACUAAUCAACCAGGGGGCCUCUAUCCUGCUCAAAGAUUACACCCAGAAAAGAACACCCAUCCAUGCUGCAGCCGUGAACGGGCACUCGGAAUGCUUACGGUUACUUGUCAACAACGCUGGCCCACUCUCAGCUGUUGAUGUUCCGGAUGGGAAUAAACAAACUCCCCUUAUGCUGGCGGUGCUCAACGGGCAUACAGACUGUGUCUUUUUCCUGCUCAGCAAAGGAGCCAAUGUUGGGGCUGUGGACAAGUGGGGCAGGACAGCUCUGCACCGCGGGGCGGUGACUGGGCACGAGGCAUGCGUGGAGGCUUUGUUGCAACAUGGGGCAAGUGUCUGCUUGCGGGACAACAGGGGGCGCACGGCUAUGCACCUGGCAGCAGCGUGCGGCCACACUGGGGUCCUGGGGCCACUGCUGAUAGCUGCACAAUCACUAAACACAGUGCCUGUCAUCAUGGACAACUGUGGCUACACUCCGUUACACUGGGCCUGCUACAAUGGUCAUGAUACUUGUGUUGAGGCACUGUUAGAGCAGGAAGUUUUCCACAGGAUGGAUGGAAACUCGUUCAGUCCACUUCACUGUGCAGUAAUCAGUGAUAACGAAGGUUCAGCUGAGCUGCUGAUAGACACAUUGGGUCCAGCUAUUGUCAACGCUACAGACUCCAAGUCCAGAACACCAUUACAUGCUGCAGCUUACACCGACCACGUGGAGUGCUUGCAGCUGCUGCUUGGUCACAACGCGCAGGUGAACUCCAUAGAUGCUUUGGGUAAAACACCCCUCAUGAUGGCUGCUGAGAAUGGCCAGACUAAUACUGUGGAAGUACUUGUGAGUAAAGCAAAAGCAGACCUAACGCUACAGGAUGCAAACAAGAACACAGCCCUUCAUUUAGCCUGCAGCAAGGGGCAUGAAACCAGUGCCUUGUUAAUUCUGGAGAAGGUGAUGGACAGAAACCUCAUUAAUGCCACUAACUCAGCUCUGCAAACACCACUGCAUGUUGCUGCUCGUAAUGGACUUGCAGUAGUAGUGCAGGAGCUUCUAGGAAAAGGAGCCAGUGUUCUCGCUGUGGAUGAAAACGGUUACACGCCGGCCCUAGCCUGUGCCCCGAACAAAGAUGUGGCCGACUGUCUGGCUCUCAUCUUGGCCACUAUGAUGCCUUUGUCUCCUGGUAAUGCCAGCUCCAUAUCAGGCCUCACUUUUAGUGCUAUAAACCACUUUUGCAGUCCAUCCAAGGCUGUGACUUUUGACCCUUUACCCACCCUGCGCACUGAGCAUCAAUCCUACUGCAGCUUCAACAGCCUGAGCAGAGAGGAUGGCCUCAUCAUACAUGAAGAUGAACUGAACGAUUCCGAUUCGGAGACUUACUGAUAAAUGAAGGUUUAUACAAGAGCCAGAACAUUGUGUAGAGCUUCAGCAUGUUAUUACAGCAGCACUGAAUCACGUUUGAGGAUAUAAGGUGUUUUCACACUUGAAUGUUCCGGUACUGAGCCUGGUUGUUUAGUACAGUUUAGGCAGUUAUGAGCCUAAAUGCACGUGAAAGACCAAAUCCUCACAACUUGUGUGGUGCAGUGUGGGAAAAGAUUACAGGUGUGAGUGUGCAGACUAACAGCUGCUCUAUACAGAGAGGGUUAAAGAAAUCCUGUAAAAUACCCAAACAAUAAUGCUUUAAUAUUAUACUGAAAACUUGUUUUCUUUGUAUUUUAAAUCUUUAUAUUUAAACUUUUA